CAGAACCAGGGUUCUGAGUACCGAGAGAAGCUAAAAUGGGACUUGGGACUCUGCCGUUGACCUCUCCUUAUAGCAGUUUCUCUUCAAAGUCAGGACUUGUACACAACAUUACUAAUCGCAGCAGGCUCAACAGAAGCAUAAAAUUCUCAGUUUCGGCCAAACAAGAGAACGAAGAAGAAAAUAAGGAAAAACAAUCUUUGUUUAGCAGUAUAACCGAAGCUCUUGAUUUUUCUCAAGUGAGAUCUGCAGAGGAUGCUCAGCUUCUACAAGAUGCUAGACAAGCCACAAGGUCUGGAGACAAGAUGAGCAAGGAACAGUAUGGAGCUCUUAGAAGGAAAAUUGGUGGGACAUACAAGGAUUUUUUCAAAUCUUAUGUUGAAGUGGACGGGGCAUAUGUUGAAGAGGGGUGGGUUGACAAAACGUGUAAGGUGUGCAAAAAGGACACCAAGGGAGAGGCAAGGCAAGUGGACAAGUUUGGAAGAUAUGUUCAUGUAGCAUGUCUAGAGAAGUCCAAAACAGGGAACUUCUUUACCAGAUUGUUCUCUAUGUAAAGAGCAUUCAUGAGUCAAGACAUUUUCUCAUUUAGUCAUAUACCCAAGGAUUCUAAUUAGUCUUCCAAUUAUCAAAAUAGAUAUUCAGAUUUUGUAUGGUUCAAUACAAGAAUUAAAUUAAAUUAAAUUUUCCUCA
This is a messenger RNA of Gastrolobium bilobum, 687 nucleotides long. RefSeq lists its product as uncharacterized. Gene Ontology annotation, biological process: positive regulation of DNA-templated transcription; chloroplast organization. The transcript is spliced from 3 exons. Lineage: Eukaryota; Viridiplantae; Streptophyta; Magnoliopsida; Fabales; Fabaceae. The record is from RefSeq and is a predicted model, not a curated record. Bases 36 to 551 code for a protein of 171 amino acids.